AGUGAUGUUCAUUCAUUCAUCUCACUGAAUAAGCAAUAAAUUCCUUGACGCCAAGGGCCUCGAGGGGCACAUCUUCAUCUUUGGUUUAUGAGUCCUGAACGACCUGGUACAAGGAAUACUACUAUGAGCCGGCAAGUCAGACCUAUUGGGUAGGGGACCAAAGGAAGCAACAUGUUUUGAUUGCUAAGAAAACAUUUUGUUCUCUAUCCUUUACUGGGCUGGCAGGCAAAGAGAAUGUUCUUAAGAACACUCACAUUGAAAACUUAAGUUUCACUAAAUGCACAGCCUGUGAAGGCCACGCCGCUGGGGACUGCCUCCACAACCCGCCCGUCUCGACUGACCACGAGGUCCUGGCCACAGACGCUGUGGCGGCGCCUCUGCUCGCACGUUCCCGCGGCCUCUGGACUCCCUCCCUCCCUCAAUCCCUCCCUCCGGCGGGCGUCGCUGGCUGGUGGCUGGGCCCAGCUGCAGGAAGCAGACGCGGAUCCUCCGUCCAGCGGCGCCCGGUCGGCCUUCCGUCUGUUCCAGCGCCUGUUCCUGCGCUGCCGCGGCUUUGGAAGAUCUCGCGCCCCCUGCACCUUCCCUGGGAUGAACCGGGGCUUCCCUCUGGAAGCGAGGGUUUGGGCCACCGUGAGCGAGUUCCGGGUGGUGGGCGUGCCCCAGAGGGAGACCGUUUCAGCUGAGAUAGGAUCAGAGUAGCGGAUGAGGCGCCUGUGGGGUGCGGCCCGGGUGCCCCCGGGCGCGGGAUGGAAGAAGGAGUGGGCUCCCCGGGCCUGGUCUGGCCGGCCGGGCCCCAGGCCCAGUGGCGGGAGGGGAUGGGCGGCGCCCAGCUGGGCGUCCUGGCCAGCUUACCUUGCCCUGGCGGCGCGCCCCGCCCAGCACUCGGGAGGAGCUGGGCUGGGCCCGCGGCCUUUGGAUUCCGGGACCGCCCUCUCCCGCUCCCCGGCCAGCGGCGAGCGGCAGAGACGGCUGGAGCCGCAGCGGCAGCAUGAGAGCCGGUGCGGCUUCUCCACGCCUGCGGACGCGUGGCGAGCGGAGGCAGCUCUGCCUGUUCGCGCCAUGAGGGUGCCGUCGGGCUGGCCGGCGGCGGCGGCAGCGGCGGGAGGGCGGCGCGGGUGGCGCCGAGGACGGGGGCUACCGUGGACCGUCUGGGCGCUGGUGGCUGCCGGCUUGACGUGCACCGCGCUGAUCACCUACGCCUGCUGGGGACAGCUGCCGCCGUUGCCCUGGGCGUCACCGACCCCGCCGCCGCCGCCGCCUACCCCUCCGCGGCCGGUGGGCGUGCUGCUGUGGUGGGAGCCCUUCGGGAGGCGCGGCGGCGCUGCGAGGCCGCCCCCCGACUGCCGGCUGCGCUUCAACAUCAGCGGCUGCCGCCUACUAACCGACCGCGCGACCUAUGGAGAAGCUCAGGCCGUGCUCUUCCACCACCGCGACCUCGUGAAGGGACCCCCCGACUGGCCCCCGCCCUGGGGCGUCCAGGCGCGCACUGCGGAGGAGCUGGAGCUGCGCAUGUUGGACUACGAGGAGGCAGCGGCAGCGGCGGCGGCGGCCGAAGCCCUGGCGACCUCCGGCCCCAGGCCCCCGGGGCAGCGCUGGGUUUGGAUGAACUUCGAGUCGCCGUCGCACUCCCCGGGGCUGCGAAGCCUGGCAAGUAACCUCUUCAACUGGACGCUCUCCUACCGGGCGGACUCGGACGUCUUCGUGCCUUAUGGCUACCUCCACCCCAGAAGCCACCCUGGCGAACAGCCGUCAGGCCUGGCCCCUCCGCUGUCCCGGAAACAGGGGCUGGUGGCCUGGGUGGUGAGCCACUGGGACGAGCGCCAGGCCCGGGUCCGCUACUACCACCAGCUGAGCCAGCACGUGGCCGUGGACGUGUUCGGCCGAGGCGGGCCCGGGCAGCCGGUGCCCGAAAGCGGGCUCCUGCACACAGUGGCCCGCUACAAGUUCUACCUGGCUUUCGAGAACUCGCAGCACCUGGAUUAUAUCACCGAGAAGCUCUGGCGCAACGCAUUGCUCGCCGGGGCGGUGCCAGUGGUGCUGGGCCCAGACCGUGCCAACUACGAGCGCUUCAUGCCCCGCGGCGCCUUCAUCCACGUGGACGACUUCCCAAAUGCCUCCUCCCUGGCCACUUACUUGCUUUUCCUUGACCGCAACCCUGCCGUCUAUCUCCGCUACUUCCACUGGCGCCGGAGCUACGCUGUCCACAUCACCUCCUUCUGGGACGAGCCUUGGUGCCGGGUCUGCCAGGCUGUGCAGAGGGCUGGGGACCGGCCCAAAAGCAUACGCAACUUGGCCAGCUGGUUUGAGCGGUGAGGUCACCCUCCCCUGGAAGUGACCCAGGGGAGGCCAAGUUGUCAGCUUUUUGAACCUCUAAUGUGCAUCGUCUUGACUGCUGAAUCAUGGGACUAAGUUCUUCAAACACCCAUUUUUUGCUCUAUGGGAAAAACGCGAUUUACCAAUUAAUAUUAGCACAGAAAUGGGGGCCCAGAUCCAUAUUUUUUGCAGAGCUAGCAGCUGGGCUCCCUUUGUUGUUGAUGGGCAUCAUUGUUUAGGGGUAAAGGAGGGGGCUCUUCCUCACCUUGUAACCAGUGCAGAAAUGAAAUCACUUAGCUGCAAGAAGCAGUUGAAGCGGUUUCUCUGAAUUUCCUCGUCUGCCACAGGCCGUAUUUGUGUCCCGUACAGCCUCUAAAUCUCAUACACACUGUUCCCAACUCACAUUUUUCCGGACCAAGGUGAAGCAAAUCUCUGGUUUUAGAAGGAGGCUUGUUGGUGGCGAGUGGAAGGACUGUGGCUGCUGGGUUUUGUUGUUUAGAUUCCUCACAGCCUCGGCUCCUGAGAAGGGUGAGGAGGGCAGUCCAAGAGGGGCCUCUGACUUGAUUAACAGGUACUGUCUGUUCCCCUGUCCUGUGAAUGGAAGCAAAAUGCUGGAUUGUCCUUGGAGGAGAGUUAAGAUGAAUACACGGGUGUACCUCACUUUACCUAAGAAAUGUAUUCCUGAAAAGCUGCGUUUAAAUCAAGUCCCAAAUUCAUUGACUUAGGGGAGUUCAGUAUUUAAUGAAACCCUAUGGAGAAUCAUCCCUUUACAAUGUGAAUAACCAUUUCCUAAUUUAUUUAUUCUGUCUUUAUGUUUUCCUAUACCCUGGAUUUUUUUUUAAGUAUAUUAAAAUUACAGAUGUGAAAAUAAAGCAGAAGCAACCCUCUUCCCUCUUCCCAGAAAACCAGCCUUUGUUUACAGACAGAAGAAAAGGAAGCCACAGUGUCAUUUUCACAAAAUUAUUUAUUUCAUGUCUUUACUGGACCUGAAAUUUAAACUAGAAUGCCAGUCCUGCAGGGCUGCUGGUACUACCCUCUGCAGAACGGUGAAAGGUACUGCACUACAUUAUGGAAUCAUGUAAAAGGAAAAAAAGUUUCAUGAUGUUUGUAAGUGGCAGUUUUUGUUUAUCUCUGUCAGUUCUUAAAUGUUUAGAUCCUAGGAACUACGUUAGUGCCUACUAUUAACUUACUCUGUCUCUUGUUAAAGGCUAAAUCUGCACUUCUCCCUGAUGCCAGCAGGUUCCCGUUGUAGUCAAUGUAGUAAUAUAGCAUAUCCUCACAUUUCCAGUGCCCUUGAGACUGUGCUAUGGAAUCAAACUUGAACAUACAUGCAUUGACUUGACAAGUUACUGAAUGAGCAGCAUAUUCAGCAGGUGCCACUGCGUGCCUAUUCUGUGCCAAAUACUGAGCUUGGGGCCCUAGGGAGGACAGAGAAUUAUACAAGACAAGGUCCUCCUUGUUAGGGCUCUUACAAUCUAUCACUUCCAAAAAGUAAAUGGUGACGGAUAAAACAAUUGGCAGGGCCUGAUUGAUUACUGUGACAGUCUUAAUGAUGCCAUAAAUCAAUAUUAGAAAGUUAGUUGACUUAAAGCUUGAAAUAAUGUGAGUUUUCUCCUCCACUUAUUAGAAUAAGGACCUUCAGUGACUACUUAUUGUGGGUAAAGUCAAGAUUAACUAGUUUUAUACAGAGUUCUGCUGUAAAUAGUCGUUUGUAUUUGAUUAGUGCAAUUAUCUAAAUCAUAAAGCAAGUUUUACUUCUACAUUUUUUUGCAGACAUACUUGAAAAGCUCACUUAAAUCUAGGUGCUUCAGUUCUCUUCUUGAAAGGAGAAAUGAAAAGCUGUGGAUAAAAUGUCCUCAUUAAAGUAUUAUAGUGUGGGCAGAAUUACAAUUACAAAGUGCCAGCCACUCAAUAAAGAUAAAAGUUCAAUUCUUAAAAUGAGUUUUUAUAAGAUAACAGUCAGUGAUCUUGGUGUUACUGGGAUUCUACAUGGGGCAGUGGGAAAGAGUUCAGGUAUUAAAGAUAACCUAGUUUAGAUUUGAAUGCCAGCUAUGUGACAUUGGGUAAAUUAGUCGUAGCCCUGAGCGUCAGCUUCCUCAUCUGUAAAAUGACUGAGGAAAAUACUUCACAAGCUCAUUUUGAGCAUUUCAGGAAGUAAACGAAGGUACCCAAAAUAGCAGACACCCAAUCAUUGAUUUUAUAUCUUCCUUCUUUGCUUGCAGUGAUUCAAGAUGUCCUCAUUUCUAUUUAUAGGCCUAAAAUUAAAUCUCAAGGUAUUUUGUAGAAUAAAUCUGAAAUAAAAAGGAUGGUGCCUCAUAUUGUGUAUUUCAAAUUAGUCCCUAUAGCUAAGCUAUAUUUCAGGAAUCAUGAUUACCAUUUAGAUUAAGCUUGAACUUGCAAACUAGAAGAAGAACCUAAGCUUUCUUUGAAAAUAAUUUUUUUUUGUUUUGUUUUGGUAAAGCUUUAUAGUUAAAUUAGUAUCUAUUAUUUUACCAAUUUUUUAGUAUUAAGUCCAUUUAAAACUAACCAUAUAUUUAUGGAAUAUUUAGCAUGAGGAAGGUAUAAUUGCAUUUGUUUGUUUGUUUGUUUUUGAGAUGGAGUCUUACA
This is a messenger RNA of Cebus imitator (Panamanian white-faced capuchin), 4920 nucleotides long. It is a transcript of the gene FUT4, whose product is annotated as fucosyltransferase 4. Gene Ontology annotation, cellular component: membrane. Gene Ontology annotation, molecular function: alpha-(1->3)-fucosyltransferase activity. NCBI's taxonomy places the organism in Eukaryota, Metazoa, Chordata, Mammalia, Primates, Cebidae. The record is from RefSeq and is a predicted model, not a curated record. The transcript has a single exon. The coding region runs from base 703 to 2313 and encodes 536 amino acids.